AAGGCAAGAAAAAAAAAAGCUAACAACCAAAAAAAAACCAGAAAGAAACCCCAAGACCAAGCGUAGCCGCGGUCCCCUCUCGUUUAUUUUUUUACCGGAGAAGGAGGAACGGCGGAGGAAAGAGCGAGCGAAUCGAGGAGAGCAAGCGCGUUGGGAAUGCCAGAGCCGCGGGCUGCGCGCCGGAGGAGGAGGUGGCGGAGCAGGGGGCAGGCCAGAUCUGACAGAUAGCGGAUAUGAGGACUUUGCUGACUUCAGAAAGCUGACAGAAAGCAACAGACCUCAGUGAAAUACCCCUCCAAGAACAGAGACUUUUGGUAGCAUUAAAUUGACCUGUUGUUCAACUACAAAGACAUGGCAACUGGUUCUUUCAGCACACAUGGAGGAAGGCAACAAACAUUGUAACCCUGGCUAAAAAGACUCUGUUUUCCUUAUCAAAAGUAGGAGUUAGGGCAAUUAUAAAAGGAUUAUUUUAUUGUUAGCCUCCAGGACUUUAACUCUGCCUGAACACUGGACAUAAAUAGAAGCCAAUUUUAAUGACCUGAGAUUUUGUUACCUGUGUGUUAUUAUUGUUAUCAGUUCCUGAAUAGUUUGGUACUUUAUUUCUUUAAAUUAGAAAUGGGUUCGUGGACUAAAAUGUGGCCCACAGAUUGGGCUCUUCUCAUGAAAUCAUGGCUCAUCUUUUCCCUGGGGCUCUACAUACAGGUCUCCAAAACUUUGGCCUGCCCAAAAGUGUGCCGCUGUGACAGAAACUUUGUCUACUGUAAUGAACGAAGCUUGACCUCAGUGCCUCUUGGGAUACCGGAGGGUGUAACCGUCCUCUACCUCCAUAAUAACCAAAUUAAUAAUGCUGGAUUUCCUGCAGAGUUGCACAAUGUCCAGUCUGUGCACACAGUCUACCUGUAUGGCAAUCAAUUGGAUGAAUUCCCCAUGAACCUGCCCAAGAAUGUCAGGGUUCUCCACCUGCAGGAAAACAACAUUCAGACUAUUUCACGUGCUGCUCUUGCUCAGCUUUUGAAGCUGGAAGAGCUGCACCUGGAUGACAACUCCAUCUCCACCGUUGGUGUUGAGGAUGGGGCUUUCCAGGAAGCCAUCAGCCUCAAGCUUCUGUUCUUGUCCAAGAAUCACUUGAGCAGUGUGCCAGUAGGCCUUCCGCUGGACUUACAAGAACUUCGCGUGGACGAAAACCGAAUUGCUGUCAUUUCAGACCUGGCCUUCCAGAAUCUGACAAGUCUGGAGCGUCUGAUCGUGGAUGGCAAUCUCCUUACUAAUAAAGGCAUAGCUGAAGGCACCUUUAGCCACCUCUCCAAGCUUAAGGAAUUCUCAAUAGUUCGGAAUUCACUGACUUACCCUCCUCCCGAUCUUCCAGGUACACAUCUGCUAAGACUUUAUUUGCAGGACAACCAGAUAACCCAUAUACCACUUACAGCCUUUUCAAACCUCCACAAACUGGAACGUCUUGAUAUUUCCAACAAUCAACUUCGGAUGUUGGCAAAGGGAGUAUUUGAUAAUCUCCAUAACCUGAGACAACUCACUGUAAGGAAUAACCCCUGGUUAUGUGACUGCAGCAUUAAGUGGGUCACUGAAUGGCUCAAAUUUAUUCCUGCUUCCAUCAAUGUACGGGGUUUUAUGUGCCAGGGACCAGAGCAGGUCCGAGGUAUGGCAGUCAGGGAGCUCAAUAUGAAUAUGUUGUCAUGCCCCACCACCACCCCUGGUCUGCCGCUUAUCAUCACGCCAGUCCCAGCUACAACCGUGCCAACUACAUUAGCUCCCAGCUCAUCAUUUCCUCCCUCAAGUAGUAAAUAUAAUCCUCUCACUCCCAUUAUUGCCACACUCCCCACUGUGCCUGACAGGGAGGACAGAGAAAGAGUGACACCUCCUUUGUCUGAAUGGAUUCAGCUCUCCGUCCACUUUGUGAAUGACACUUGCAUCCAAGUCAACUGGAUGUCACUUUUUUCAGUGAUGGCAUAUAAACUCACAUGGGUUAAAAUGGGCCAUAGUCUGGUAGGAGGAAUUGUUCAUGAACGAAUAAUUAGUGGUGAGAAGCAGCAAUCAAGCUUGGUAAAUCUGGAGCCCAAAUCCACUUACCGGAUUUGUUUGGUUCCACUGGAUACUUACAACAACUACCGAACUGGAGAAGACACUGUCUGUUCGGAAGCCACAACCAAGGCUUCCUUUUUGAAUGGCAGCAACAUCCCCUCCAGCCAUGAACAGACGACUUCUCAGAACCUGGGCUCCCCAUUUCUGCUGGCAGGGCUGAUUGGGGGUGCGGUGAUAUUUGUCCUCAUGGUCUUGCUCAGCGUUUUUUGCUGGCACAUGCACAAAAAAGGUCGUUACACCUCCCAGAAGUGGAAAUAUAACCGGGGCCGUCGGAAAGAUGACUACUGCGAGGCAGGGACCAAGAAGGACAACUCCAUCCUGGAGAUGACGGAAACCAGCUUCCAGAUUGUCUCCUUAAAUAAUGAUCAGCUCCUUAAAGGAGAUUUCAGACUGCAGCCCAUUUAUACCCCAAACGGGGGCAUUAACUACACAGACUGCCACAUCCCCAACAACAUGCGAUACUGCAACAGCAACGUCUCAGACCUGGAGCACUGUCACACGUGAUAGUGAGGGAAGAUGGGGGUCUCUAGGACAAGGAGAAAAGAAACUCUAGAAAAAAUAAGCCCCCCAACAAUAAUGAAAAAAAAAUUACAUUUGAUAAAUGUUACACAGAUGCAUUUAUGCAUUUGAAUACUCUGUAAUUUAUACGGUGUACUAUAUAAUGGGAUUUAAAAAAAAGUGCUAUCUUUUCUAUUUCAAGUUAAUUGCAAAUGGUUUUGUAACUCUUUGCUUUUUAAAUCUUUAAAAAAUAUUGCUGAGUACUGUACAGGGUUGUACAAUAAGAACCCAAUGUCAUGGCAAAGGAAAGAAUGACUCAUUCUUCAAACAUUAACCACUUUGCUGUCGAAGCAGUCUGAGGGAUGUUAAGUUUCUAGGUGUCCUGAAUUACAGGAAAAUAAGUGCAUAUUAAAACAGGUCACUAGGAACAGACAAAAGCAAUUCAGAUAAAAUGGGCACAACCCUUCUGACUUGAACCCAGCAGUUACUGUUGAGCUUCAAACAAUUGGAAACUCAUCCGUUCCUCUUUGUCAGUACUGCACUUCUCACCUCCAACUGAAAGCUGGAGUUCUGAGUGCUGCCAAUAAAGCUACUUUCUUUCUUUGAUUAGUUUUCUUUCAAUCUACUUGGAAUAGGAAACGUGGAAAGAGCUCAGUGUCAAACUCAAAGUGACCUUGAUUCCUAUUUGCAAAAGUUGCUCUGAAAAUGUCCCCAGCGCUAGAUACUUUAUCUUAGAAACUGUUUGUGCUUUUCAUUAGGAUUAAGAAGCUUUAGGCAUUCUCGACCCUGCUCAGUGGGAGGUGAAGGUUAUGUAACAGUAUGUAACAGAGGGCUGUCAUUAAGUUAUGCCUCUUGAUAGAGCAGUAUUUGUUGACAUGGCAUGUUCAGGUAAAGCAGGAAUAAGGGAAAUUCUGAGUGCUCCCAGCUCUGCAGUAUUCAUGUACAUGUUCAUGUAAUUUGAAAUCUAAAAGUGCAUAUUGCUGAAAACAUGGUGCAAAAUCUAAUGAUAAUGGAAAAGUUUUGCUAAUAAUUUGUAUGGUUCAAGUUUUGACUUAAGGGUCUGGGUUAUGUUCAGUACGGAAAAUAAGGAGGGAGAAAAAGACAAAAAGAUAAAACAAACAAGAAAUAUAUUGUAAAAAGUUAUUUAGUACUGGAAAGACCUCCAGGGCUAUUUUGAACUGAAAUACGUUCAGUGGGGAAAACCAUGUACAAAUCUUGGUGGGUUUUGUUUGUUUGUUUGUUUUGUUUUUUUUCCUUCCCAAUUAAAGUAUACAGAGACUGACAUUAGCUAAGCAUUUGUUUGACCGGGGAAUUUUGAGAACACAGGUACAAUGUCCCUCUGAAUUACCCUUCUUUUACCUUAAGCAUUUUCGUGUUUUCCAUAAUGAUUUUUGCUUCACAAGCAGUAGGUGGGUUUAGAAUUUGCUUUUUCAUACCCUCAGAUUCUUUAGCUGCAAUACCUUCUCAGUCCUUGAGCUUUACAUGCACUAUGCAAAACAUCAUGCUUGUAUUCAAACAGUAAUGCAGCUCUCAAAAUUAUGUAAUAUUUCAGCCACUCUACUAACUCAGUGACUGCCAAGAACUAUGGUGGAAUCUAAUUAUUUGGGGGUUUUUCAGUUUGCUUUUUUAACAUAGCUAAUUUUCUCCUGAGUUUGGGGACAAGCUAAAGCUACAUCACAUUGAAUAAUAAAAAGAAAAAGAAAAAAAAAAAGGUAGAGACAAAACUUCCCUGAGAUAGUAGGGAACCAAAGAGAGAAAGUUUUACAGUUAACACCUAGGGAUAGACAGAAAGUUGCUGCAUGUGGAUUGGCAGUAAAGGCUGAAGCACUUUCACAGUGGAAUGCUUAGACUUUUCACUUUAUGAAGCUCCUUAUGCUGCAAGAGAGGGUUUUAAUCCUUUCCUUCACUCAUUUCACUCAACCCAUUCUUGAAACUCAGCAGUCUAUGAGGAUGUAUUUUUUGCAAUUCAGAUCACAUGAUAACACUAAUUUUCUGUGAUGACAAAAUGAGCCUAGCUAUGAUUGAUGGCAAAGUAUGACCAUUUUGUAAGGAACCAUCUCCACCCACCAACACCUUUUAAAAUGACAUUUUGAAAUUCCACUCUAUAUUCUGUAUAUUUGUUAUUUUCUCCAGCUAUAGCAGGUAUUCUAAGCAACCUGUGUGGCUACUGUAAUAGUUAUAUCACUAAAAUUUUGCUGAUUAAAAGUUUAUCAUAUGAUUACAAAUGGCAUUAUUCUGGGUAGAAAGUCUAUGCAAAAGUGAGGAUUUUUUUCUGUGAUCUGCUUACUGAUGAUAAGGUUAAUACUUUGGGGCUUUGUUUGUUUGUUUAUUUGUUUGUUUGUUUGUUUUAGUGGCUUUUUGUUGUUUUUCUUUUGCUUUUUUUUGUUUUGCUUUGUUUUGUUUGAGGUAUUUUAGGUGCCCCAGCUCAAAAAACAGGCAGCAAAUAGUUGUGCCUCUUCACAUGCUUCUGUUGCAUGCUGGAAUUUGCUUGGAGUUAAGCAGAGCCAGUAAUUUCCAUUGGGUGUGGACCUAGUAUUUCAUUUCAGUGAAAUUACUGGUUGUACAUUCAGUUUCAAAAGGCCUCCUUUGAAAGUACAUGCCUACGUGUGUUUUUUACUUCAAUGACUGAUGCAGGAGGAAUCUUCUGUUCUAGACCUCAGUAUACCAUAGGCACCUUAUUUGUAGCAAUUGGCUUAUUCAGGGAAUUUGGCCUGUACUGCAGGUGAAUGAUCCACAAACCAAACCUGAUGAGAACAGUCUGGUUACUUAUGAAAUAGGGUGAAA
Ficedula albicollis (Collared flycatcher) is the source of this 5379-nucleotide messenger RNA. It is a transcript of the gene FLRT2, whose product is annotated as fibronectin leucine rich transmembrane protein 2. The transcript is spliced from 2 exons. Gene Ontology annotation, molecular function: protein binding. Lineage: Eukaryota; Metazoa; Chordata; Aves; Passeriformes; Muscicapidae. Bases 616 to 2601 code for a protein of 661 amino acids. The record is from RefSeq and is a predicted model, not a curated record.